GCAACCUCUCUAGUGGGCAGAGAGACGUAGCCUGUGUCUUCUCUAGUUUAUUUCAUGAUUGUAUGAUCUCAAGCUUGUUUGUGUGAUUCAAGUGUGUAAACUUGUACAAUGUCAACGAGCACAGAGGGAAUGCACACACAGCUCCUCGAUGGCCCUGACUCUAAUGACCACGAUGAUUGCAAUAGUUCAGAGGUACGAUAUUCAGGACAGCGAUCAUUUUGCCAAGAACCCUUCAAGGUGGCAACAGCAUGCCUGGCUGCCAUUUGCCUCAUCUUACUCAUGAUCCUGGUGGCCACAAGUAUUCACAGUAAGGGAAGUUUUGCUGCCCAAGAUUCAGCUGGUCAGGAUUCCCCCUCCAGCUCUGCUGAAGCUCAAAUGCAGAAGGCCUGUGCUAAUGUAACUGAUAUGACUGCGGAAUUGCAGAAGCUGAAGAAAGAGAAGAAAGAACUGGAGGAAGAGAGGUCACAACUGAGGUUCAAAAUUGCUGAGCUAGAGGCAAUCCCUACACCACGAACCUCUCCAGCACAAGUGACAGCAAAGAAUUCCUGCCCUGCAGGUUGGGAGCACUUUAAGAGCAGUUGUUACUUCAUCUCUGUCUACAGCAUGAGCUGGCUAGAGAGUCAGUCUUACUGCAAAAAGAAAGGAGGACAUCUGGCCAUCAUCCACACUGCUGAGGAACAGUCCUUUAUAUGGAACCUGCUGCCACGUGGCCACUGGAACGCUUACUGGAUUGGUGUAAGUGAUAAAAAAGCGGAAGGAGACUGGUACUGGGUGGAUGGAACCAAACUGGUUGGAGGUUUCUGGGAAGAAGGCGAGCCCAACAACCAUAUUGAUGAAGACUGUGGCUACAUGGUGAAAACCGAGGUUUUAAGUCGCGUGGCCACAAAGAGUUGGUAUGAUGCACCCUGCUUCAUGCCGUGGCCUUGGAUCUGUGAGAAGGAGGUUACUGGCUCCUCUUGAUCAUCAUCUUCAUUCACCAUCAUCAUCAACUCACUUUCAUGGGUGUGUAUAGGCUAUAUGACUGGUCUCAGGGUUUUUAAACUUUUAAAAAAUGUAUAAGUAAAAAAUUAAAUAAAAUACAACUGACUGAUAAAGUAGCUGCAGUCGUGGGUCAAAUAAAGUAGCUGUUUCUUUAAAUCAAAUGGCAAUAUAUGCAUUUCAGUAUCAUUUAAUGUAACCAUGCUUUGCACACUAGUUGUAAUGUGUAAACAAUUCUGCAUUUGUUUUUUUCUGUUCAGACAAUUCUUUAACUGCUAAAAUCAGUUUGUAAUUAUAAAUAACCUGACUAACUGAUCUUGUUGAUUUAAAUCUAUUGCUCUGUUUGCAUAUAAUAACAGGUUUUUGUGUAAAAUAUAUAUAUAUAUAUAUAUAUA
Messenger RNA from Myxocyprinus asiaticus (Chinese sucker), 1373 nucleotides. Its product is annotated as C-type lectin domain family 4 member E-like. Bases 109 to 960 code for a protein of 283 amino acids. The transcript has 6 exons. Lineage: Eukaryota; Metazoa; Chordata; Actinopteri; Cypriniformes; Catostomidae. The record is from RefSeq and is a predicted model, not a curated record.